AUGAAGCUUGUAGCGCUGCUUGAGUCAAAUGCCCGAAGAUUCUUAGAAAAUGACCAACCUCUUAGUGCCAUUUCUCUCACUGCUAUUUUGCGAGAGGUGAAACCCAAUUCACCAAGUUAUUCAAUUCUUCACGCAAAAGCUCUUUUUGCUGCUCGUGAAUACGAUUUGGCUAUGCGUUUGGCGAGAAGUGUGAUAAAUGAUGAUGCAGAGAAUUCAGAAGCUGUUUUAAUUGCUAUGAAAUCAGCCUAUGAAUUAGGAGAUACAAAGGAAUGUUCUUUUUUUGCAGAUAGACUGAAGCAAAUACCCUUUAUGAAUGUUAUUGCUCUGUGCUAUUUGGGAAAGUGCGCUGAAAUUUCCGGGGACACGAAGAAGGCUGCAUACCAUUAUCAAUUGGCCUUGGAAAUAGAUCCUUUUUGUGGUGAAGCAAUGACCGCUUUGGUUGAAAGAAAGCUUUUAAAUAUUACGGAUCUUCGUGCUCUUAUCGAUUCUUUACGUUUCCCAUCAGAUGCCGAGGUGCUUCGUGCAUCUUACAAGGCCCGUUUACCGUCUGAAUUGGUUUCUCAGGAGCAUCAAAAAUACAUUCCAAGGACAAUAUUGAAGUUACAGGCUGCUACAGCCGAAUACGAAAGGAAUGAUUUACAGCAAGCAUUGGUUUUGACAACUGAAUUGCUGGAGAUGACACCUUUUAAUCGUGAGGGUGUGUGUUUACAUCUUUCAAUUUUAGUGAAUAUGAAAGCUACUUCAAAAUUAUUUGAUCAGGCCCAUUUUUUGGGUAAUAAUAAGGCUCAUACGGAAUUGGCGGUGUAUGCCAUGGGCUGUUUUCAUUUUUCUCUGUCCAACUAUGAGCGUGCCGGACGGUUUUUCAGCAGAGCGACAGAACUUGAUGCCUCCUUUGCUGAGGCCUGGAUUGCAUACGGCCAUUGCUACGCAAAACUGGAGGAAGGCGAACAAGCAUUAGGUGUAUAUAGGAGGGCGAUGAACUAUUUUCCGGGUCUUCCAUGCUGUAGUACUUUUGUCGGAAUGCAAUAUAGUAGGAUACAUCAGUGGGGAUUAGCCUCUUAUUUUCUUGAGCAAGCUAGACAAAUUAUUCCAAAUGACCCACUCGUGUUAAAUGAGAUUGGUGUUUUACAUGCGAAAACUCACAGAUUACAAGAAGCCGUUAGAUUUCUUAGAAUGGCUUAUCAGUCUCUUCCUAACCCUGAAAAUCCAUCGGAACAUCGAGAUUGCAUAAUUUUUAAUUUAGCGACGGUUUGCCGGAAAAUAAAGCAUUAUGAUGAGGCCUUAUCAUUCUAUACUUUGUAUGUUAAAUGUCGGCCAAAUGCUAGUCAUGGUCAUUGUGGUUUGGCAUUUACUUAUCACUUAAUGGGUAACAUGAAGGUGGCGAUAGCUCAUUAUCAUAUAGCUUUGAGCAUUAAAGCAGACUCUUUUUAUCGUGACAUGCUUGACCGAGCUUUGGCGACAGAGUUUGAAGAAAAGGCAGUGGGGACUGCCUGGAGGCCGGGGGGCGGUUUGGGGUCGCCUUCUCCGGAUGAUGUGUCUUUUUCGACUGUAUCACGAACCCUUCGUUCGGAAUCGGUGGCCGGUGAAAGUAUAGGACCUUCACCUGGCCCAAGUCUUGGACGAAGCUUACCUUUUUAA
Messenger RNA from Trypanosoma cruzi, 1638 nucleotides. Its product is annotated as CDC16, putative. The transcript has a single exon. Bases 1 to 1638 code for a protein of 545 amino acids. Lineage: Eukaryota; Euglenozoa; Kinetoplastea; Trypanosomatida; Trypanosomatidae. The record is from RefSeq and is a predicted model, not a curated record. Gene Ontology annotation, molecular function: protein binding.